Fraxinus pennsylvanica is the source of this 621-nucleotide messenger RNA. Lineage: Eukaryota; Viridiplantae; Streptophyta; Magnoliopsida; Lamiales; Oleaceae. The record is from the annotation of a GenBank genome assembly.
AUGUUAGCAUCUCAAUCUCCACUCUUCGGCCACCAGUCGAUUCCACCGCCAAAAAGUGGCCGGAAACCGCUACAACCCAAGAAUACACUCCUCGCUCCAAUCACUCCCAAUGAAAAUCCAAAGCCAAAGCAAAAUCCUGAUUGUAUUGAAAUCUCACUGGCAGACAACUCCAACAAGGAGAAUUUUGCUCCUUCCGAUUAUUAUGCCACACCUAUUAAGGCUCCAAUCGAAUCCUUUGAUGCGUCGUUAGCUGAGGAGCUAAGUGCCAUACGAGAAAAACUGGAGAGACUGAAAAUAGAUAAGGAGAAGACUGAGGAGACACUGAAAGAAAGGGAUUUGAUACUGGAUAUGAAAAUGAAGGAACUUGUACAAAGAGGGGAAGUGCAGAAGCAUCUCGAAAUUGAAGUUGAUAGAUUCACUACAAGAACUCUGAGAUUUGGGCCAUCAUGGCACAGUAAACGCCCUUGGAUAAUCAAGGAGAGGUACCUAAUCACAUUUCUCAUGGGAAUGUCUGAGAUGGGGACAAUAGAGCUAGCCCUUAUAGAAUGGCCUGAAGAACACAUUUAUUUUUUUUCUAAGCCACCAGUAAUUAUUCGGUUGUGUAACGUCAUACUGUCCUGA